CCGGCGGGGAUGGCGGCGCUGACCCGCACUAUUGGUGUCUUCGGUGGCUUCGUGGUUGUGGUGGCCGCGGUCUUCUACCCGAUUUACUUCCGGCCGCUGCUGCUGCCGGAGGAGUACAAGAAAGAACAGAGAAUAAACCGAGCUGGUAUUGUUCAAGAGGAUAUUCAGCCUGCAGGGUUAAAAGUGUGGUCUGAUCCAUUUGGAAGAAAGUGAUGUUGCUGACUGGUUGUGUUGGAAGGCAAUUCUAAAGAUGGAAUCUUCAGCUGUAUCUUCUUUCACUGAAGUAUGUCUUUGGGUGUGGCUGGAAAAGAAUUCUGAACAUGCUCUGUGGGCACAUGAGGAGCAGCAAAGGUUACAGGUUGGAAUCCCAAGAGCUGAAUGAUUCCUGAGUUUAGAAGUGAAAUCCUAAUUUCCUUGAGAAAAGGGAAGAUAACUUAUUCUACUUUAGCGUUUGGUUUGGGGUUUUCUUUGUUAAUCUGUAAACAUUUGUAGAAUAAAUCAGGAGCAGAAUAAAUCAAUA
Messenger RNA from Indicator indicator, 520 nucleotides. It is a transcript of the gene SMIM20, whose product is annotated as small integral membrane protein 20. The coding region runs from base 10 to 213 and encodes 67 amino acids. The record is from RefSeq and is a predicted model, not a curated record. Gene Ontology annotation, cellular component: mitochondrial inner membrane. The transcript is spliced from 3 exons. Gene Ontology annotation, biological process: mitochondrial respiratory chain complex IV assembly. Lineage: Eukaryota; Metazoa; Chordata; Aves; Piciformes; Indicatoridae.